AUGGUCCGUAGCAGUCUUUUGCUGCCGCUUAUCGCGGCGGCUUCCGCCGUCCAGGCAACUACCUUCCACUCUAGGGUCAUCCAGGGCGCCUACAUCGUCGAGUUGGAGGAUGGUUUGGAUGCGUCCGACUUCUACGCUCAGGCUGACGCCGAAACCACCACCCGCAUGAAACUGUCCUACUCUCUGUUCAAGGGUGCGUCGAUUCAGUUCAAUGACCUCGACACCGCCGAGGAGAGAGCUGCCCUGAUGGGAAAGCUCCCUUCCGUCAAGAACAUCUACCCCGUCAAGACCUACAGCAUUCCCAAGCCUGAGAUCGUCUGGACGGGCGAGCAGGGCCGCGAGUAUAUCGACAUCAAGAGGCGAGACGAGGGUGCGGACGUCUUCUCCACCCACGUCAUGACCCAGGUCGACAAGCUCAGGGCCGACGGUGUCACUGGAAAGGGCAUCAAGGUCGCUGUCAUUGACACCGGUAUUGACUACUUGCACCCUGCUCUGGGUGGUUGCUUCGGCUCCAACUGCUUGGUCAGCUACGGAACUGACUUCGUCGGCGACGCCUAUGACGGCUACAACGAGCAAGUCCCCGACGCUGACCCCAUGGACUGCGGUGGUCACGGAACCCACGUUGCUGGUAUUAUCGCUGCCCAGGAGAACCCCUUUGGUUUCACUGGUACUGCUCCUGGUGUCACUCUUGGUGCUUACAAGGUAGUUUUCGGCUGUGACGGUGAGGUUGGCAACGAUGUUCUCAUCGCCGCCUUCAACCGUGCUUAUGAGGAGGGCAGCCAGAUCAUCACUGCCUCUAUCGGUGGUAGCUCCGGCUGGGUCGACGAGCCCUGGUCUGCCGCCGUUACCAGAAUCGUUGAGGCUGGUGUUCCUUGCACUCUCUCUGCCGGUAACUCCGGUUCCGAGGGUAUCUUCUUCGCCUCUACCGCUGCCGGCGGUAAGCGCGUCAGUGCCAUUGCCUCGUUCGAUAACAUUGUUACCCCCGCCGUUCUCGUUGAGCAGUCCUACACCAUCGGUGGUGGUGAGCCCAAGAAGUUCACCUACACCCCUGGUGAGCCCUCGAAGGGCUGGACCGACGUCUCUCUGCCUCUUUGGGCCCCCAGCACCGAUUCGUCCUCGGCUGCAGCCCUUGGAUGUGAUCCCUACCCUGCUGACACGCCUGACCUGAGCGACAAGAUCGUCCUCAUCAAGCGUGGAACCUGUACCUUCGUUAUCAAGGCCCAGAACGCUGCGGCCAAGGGCGCCAAGCGUGUCAUUAUCUACAACAACGUUCCUGGCGCCAGCUCCGUCACCGUCACCUCUGUCACUGAGAUUGUGGCUAUCGGUAUGGUUGGCCCCGACGUCGCCGCCCCUUGGGUCUCUGCUCUUGCUGCUGGAACCGAGGUCGUCCUUAACAUGGACGAUCCUGCCACGGCCGAGCGAAUCCUUACUUUUGCUCCCAACAACGCUACCGGUGGCUCCGUUUCCAGCUUCAGCUCUUGGGGCCCCAACUGGGAUGCCCACCAGAAGCCUCAGUUCGGUGCCGUUGGAGGCAACGUCCUUGCCACUUACCCUAGAGCCCUUGGAAGCUACGCUGUCCUCUCUGGAACCUCCAUGUCCUGCCCUCAGACCGCCGGUAUCAUCGCCCUGAUUGCCGAGGUCCGCAAGACUCUCGACCCCCUCACCAUCGAGAACAUCCUGUCUGCCCACGCCCGCCCUGUCAAGUUCAACUACGGCACUGGUCCCUCCGACCUCAUUGCUCCUGUCCCUCAGCAGGGUGCCGGUCUCGUCCAGGCUUACGAUGCUGCCCACGCCAGCGUGAUCCUCAGCGUCUCCAGCCUUUCCUUCAACGACACUGACAACUUCAUCCCCGAGCUUAACUUCACCAUCAAGAACACCGGCUCCGAGGCUGUCACGUACGAGCUCAACAACAUUGGAGCCGCCACCGCCUACUCCUUCGCGGCUGCUGGCGACCUCGAGCUUGCUCCCUUCCCCAACCAGCUUACCACCGAGUACGCCACCCUUGCCUUCAGCGAGUCCAAGGUCUCCGUCCCCGCUGGCGGUGAGGCCACCGUCCUCGUCGCCCCUACUGCUCCUGCCGGCCUCGUUGCCGCUCGUCUGCCCGUCUGGUCUGGCUACAUUGCCCUCAACAGAACCGACGGCCCCAACCUGAUCCUCCCCUACAUGGGCAUCACCGGCAGCCUGCACAGCCACGACACCCUCGACAACGCCCUCAUGUCCACCUCCGAGCUGGCCGAGACCGACGACUACCCCGAGGUCCCCGCCAACCACACUUUCGUCCUCCCUCCCGCCGGCACCGCCAACGAGACCGACGCCAUCGUCCCCGUCCUCCUCAUCAACAUGGCCUUCGGCUCCUCCUUCGUCCGCGCCGACCUGGUCCCCCUGACCACCUGCCCUCCCAACAGCACCAAGGAGGUCUGGGGCGUCAAGACCAUCGGCCAGCCCCGCGGCUUCCCCUACCUCUACGUCUCUCGCGGCCCCAGCCCCGUCAAGUGGGACGGCCAGCUCGACGACGGCACCUUCGCCCCCGCCGGCAAGUACAAGUUUGCCAUCAAGUCUCUGCGUGUCUUCGGUGACGCCUCCAAGCUUGAGGAGUACGACACCACCGAGACCGCGCCUUUCCGCAUCACAUACGGCGCCGCCAACGGAACCGUGCCUUCCAGACACUAG
This is a messenger RNA of Colletotrichum truncatum, 2670 nucleotides long. The record is from RefSeq and is a predicted model, not a curated record. NCBI's taxonomy places the organism in Eukaryota, Fungi, Ascomycota, Sordariomycetes, Glomerellales, Glomerellaceae.